AUGGACGAACCCGACCCCCCCGGCUCCCCGCCGGCGUGGGAGGGCGUCAUAGACUGGCGCAUCGAUCGGUUCCUCACCGCGUGGCAGCGCGGGCGCAAGCACUACAGCGACGUCGUUCGCGUCGCGGGAUGCCCGUGGAGGCUGUCGUUGUACCCGCGAGGGAACGCGCGCGUGGACGGCGCCGUCGGCGCGGGCGCUGGGAAGGGUACGCCCGGGAAGAACGAGCACGUCGGGCUGUACCUGGAGGCCACGGACGCGGGCAGCGCGCCGAGCGGAUGGCGGCGUCACGUGGAGUUCAAGCUCGAGGUCGUCAACCAGCUCGACCCGUCGCGCUCGGUGUGGCGCAGCGGCGUGCACGCGUUCGACGCCGACACGUCCGACGGGACGUGGGGAUUCGCGCAGGCGAGUCCUACUAGCAUCACUGCACUGUUCGUCUCGUGCGCCGCCGUCCGCGCGACCGACUCCGGCUUCCUCAGCGACGACGGCGCGGAGACCCUCAACGCGCGAGGACGCGUCAUCGUGCGAUGGAAGCGCGAGGGGUGCGAUCUCGACGGCGGAAAUCUCGACGGCAAAAAUGCGAAGGCGGCCGCCGGCUCGCCGCUCGCGACGUACGCGUAUCCCACCGACCCGAGAGCGCAUCUCGCCGACCCGGACACCGGUCUCGGGCUCCCCGACCGCAUCAAAGCGACGUACCGCGCGCAGGGGCUCGGGGAGACGUCGAAAGCGAUCCCCGGGUCGAUCCUGGACGCCGCGCACGACGCGCCGUACGGGGGGUUUGAUUCGGGAGAGGGCACGGCGGGGACGGGGACGGGGACGGGGACGGGGACGGGGACGGGGACGGGGACGGGGACGGGGACGCGCGGCGGCGGGAAGAUCUCGACAGCCAUGGAGAGGGAGCGAGAGGACUUCUCGCGUCGGCUGCGUCGGAUUCGCCGCGAGGGGCUUCGCGCGGAGGCGGCGACGGGGUUGUGGACGGCGGCGCUGUGGCGGACGACGCGAAGCGAUCGGAGACGCCACCGCGGGCGCGACGGUCCCGGCAAGGGGAGCGGUAAGGGCGGCGCUGAGGUGCGUUCUAUACACUGGUCCCCAUACGACCCCGCUGGCGAUGUGGACGCCGAUCCUUAA
Messenger RNA from Micromonas pusilla CCMP1545, 1125 nucleotides. RefSeq lists its product as uncharacterized. The transcript is spliced from 4 exons. The coding region runs from base 1 to 1125 and encodes 374 amino acids. The record is from RefSeq and is a predicted model, not a curated record. Lineage: Eukaryota; Viridiplantae; Chlorophyta; Mamiellophyceae; Mamiellales; Mamiellaceae. Gene Ontology annotation, molecular function: protein binding.